This is a messenger RNA of Carassius auratus (goldfish), 3495 nucleotides long. RefSeq names its product threonyl-tRNA synthetase 2, mitochondrial (gene tars2). Gene Ontology annotation, molecular function: ATP binding; threonine-tRNA ligase activity. The record is from RefSeq and is a predicted model, not a curated record. Lineage: Eukaryota; Metazoa; Chordata; Actinopteri; Cypriniformes; Cyprinidae. The transcript is spliced from 18 exons. The coding region runs from base 1267 to 3342 and encodes 691 amino acids. Gene Ontology annotation, biological process: threonyl-tRNA aminoacylation. Gene Ontology annotation, cellular component: mitochondrion; cytoplasm.
GAACGACAUAUUGUGGUGUCAUAGUGUAUUUUUAUUCACUAAAAGGUAAUGUGUCAGACAUCUGCACACAUAUCCAGCUAAGCAUCAUCAGGUGUCAUGUCAAUUGGAGGAGAUCCUCAUUUUUCACAUUGACAUCCUUAAUGAUCACUGAAACUAUGUGCAACCAAACAUUGUCACAGUAUUGUAUAGUUUAUUUAAUGUCACUGAUGAUGAUCAGUGAUUACUUGAUUGUGGUGUUCUUAUCUGAAGAAAAAAAAACUAAACCGUGCACUUGUUGAAUUUGGCCUAGUUUUGUAAAUUUAUCAAUCCUACGGCAGGGAAGGGUCACUCAUUUUCCCCAAUGUUAGCCUUUUCAAUGACCAGUAGAUCAUGCAUAUAUAAAACACUCUCUGUGCACUUUCAGAAGGGAACAAAUGUACAUAUUUAUAUUUAAAGGUGCAAACUAAUACGUAAAGUAACAAAAAGUACCUUUGAAAACGUUCCACCCCAGUGACCGCUUUUGUACCCUUUUAUAUAUUUCUCUGAGAGUGUACCUACAAGUUUACUCUGUGUUUGCACAGAACUAAAUACAGCUAAUGAUGAAGGACUUUGAUUUAAUACAUUGCAAACAGAUACCAAAACCAGAUCUACACAUUUGAUUUUUUGAAACUGAGAUGGAGCUGUGUCUGAAACACACUUAAGAUGUAAAUGUUUUUAUCAUUACUGUGCAACAAUGUCCUUCAGGAGACAGCACUCACUAGUGCACUAGUUUGCCAAACAGACACUUAUAAAGUGUUUUGCAUGUCGUUUCUAUCAUCCUGUAGAAACAGCAGGGCGGUGUAGUGAGUGCAUGUGUGAAGACGCAUCAGAUCAGGCGACUGGAGACACGAGGGAUGGAGCAGAGGAGUUUAACUUCAGCUUGUUCCUCUAGUAUAUUAUUUUGCUUUGGUUCGACAUAGAUAUAGUGUUGCGUUCAUAAACCUGCACCGUUGUCUGUUUUCCGGUCCUCCGUGAAAUCCGUGUGUUUUGAUGUGGCGUGUGUUCAUGCAGGAGAAUGCUGUCAGUUGAUGUGUUUUCUUACGCACUGAGCGGACGCUCGUGACGCACGUCUGGCUUCGCUUCUCAUUGGUUGUUGCGCACUCAGAGCCCGCCCUCGUUCGAAUUCUUCGACGAAUCGGGUUUCUUUCUCUGUGACGCUGUAGUAGUUCCGGAAAAAUGGCGGCCCGCUGAGAGAGGGCAUCUUUUGGUGUUUUGGAGGAUAAAAGAUGAUCCGUAGCUUUGUCUGAAAUGUUCGCGGCUGUGUUCGGGAGGCGAGGCGUCUGUCAGGCGGCGCUCCGCGGCAGCAGAAGCUACGGGAAGCUGCAUGCGUCUGCCUGUCAGACCGAGCGCUUGAGGAUCUUCCAGUCUCUCUGUGAUCGGCGUGUGACUGGAGCUGCUGAGGAGCACACAGCAUCGAGGCCGGAUCUGACCAUCCGAUUGGCUGAUGGCAGGACGGUCAAAGGGUCAGCUGGUGUGACCUCACCAUUACAGAUCGCCAAGAGUGAACGUGUUAAAGGGGCAGUGGCAGGCAGAGUGAACGGAGCGCUGUGGGAUCUGAGUCGUCCUCUGCUGGAGGACUGUGAACUGCAGCUGCUCGGCUUUGACUCGCUGGAGGGGAGACAGGUGGUGUGGCGCACCGGAGCGUGUGUGUUAGCGAGUGUGAUGGAGAAUCUCUUGAGCGCUCGUGUGUGUCGAGAGGGAGUGUCUGACACAGGCCUGUACUGUGAUUACCAGCUCCAAGACAACGCCCUCUCUCUGUUGGACGUGGAGCAGAGGUGUAAGCAGAUGGCAGCUGGGAAGAUUCCCCUCAUCAAGCUCCAGGUCACGGUACAGGACCUGAAAGAGCUCUUCCAGGAUGAUGCUGUCAGGCUGCGGCUGGCUGAAGAGCAGAUGAUGGGAGACACACUCAGUGUCUACAGGUGUGGAGACAGUGUGGGUGUGUGUUCAGGUGUUCUUCUGCCACACACGGGCUUCCUGAAGGCCUUUAAGAUGCUCCAGGUGUCUCCUGUAACUCUGUCCGGCUCAACAGAGGCGUCCGCUAUCCUCCGAAUGAUCGGCGUGGCCUUUCCAGGAGAGCGAGAGCGAGAGGAAUGGGAGAGAGAACAGGAGGAGGCCAGAAAGAGAGACCACAGGAGGAUUGGGAAGACGCAGGAGCUCUUCUUCUUUCACGAUGUCAGUCCUGGCAGCUGUUUCUUCAUGCCUAAAGGAGCUCAUAUAUACAACACGCUCACUGACUUUAUAAAGAGUGAGUACCGGAGGCGGGGCUUCAGCGAGGUCGUGACCCCGACGCUGUACAGCAAGUCUCUGUGGGAGCGAUCGGGUCACUGGGAGCAUUACAGUGAGAACAUGUUCACGGUGACCUGUGAGCCACACACCUUCGCUCUCAAACCCAUGAACUGUCCCGCACACUGUGUGAUGUUCGAGCAGCGGGUUCGUUCGUGGCGAGAGCUUCCUAUCCGCUGGGCAGAUUUUGGCGCGCUGCAUCGUAACGAACACUCGGGGGCGCUGGGGGGGCUUACCAGAGUCCGCCGCUUCUGCCAGGACGACGCACACAUCUUCUGCACACCUGAGCAGCUGGAGGAGGAGAUCACGGCGUGUUUGGACUUCGUGAGAAGCGUGUAUCGUGUCUUCGGUUUCUCCUUUCACUGUCUCCUCUCCACGCGGCCCGUGCCCUGUCUGGGAGAGCCCGCCCUCUGGGACACUGCAGAGCAGCAGCUGGAGAGCAGUCUCAAGCGGUUCGAGGAGCGCUGGGAGCUGAAUCCUGGAGACGGGGCGUUUUAUGGACCAAAGAUUGACAUCCAGAUCCGGGACGCUCUGGGCCGACAGCACCAGUGUGCCACCAUCCAGCUGGACUUCCAGCUGCCCAUCAGAUUCAACCUGCAGUAUUCUGGGGCUGAUGGACAGAUGUACAGGCCGAUCAUGAUCCACCGGGCCGUGCUGGGCUCCCUGGAGAGGAUGAUCGCUAUCCUGGCCGAGAACUUCGGAGGGAAAUGGCCUUUCUGGUUGUCGCCAGCGCAGGUGAUGGUGGUGCCUGUAGGGGGCGGCAGUGAGACGUACGGACACGAGGUGGUCUGCAGACUGAGGGAAGCUGGAUUCAUGGCUGAUAUUGAUGAUGAUCGUGGAAACACCUUAAAUAAGAAAAUCCGCUCGGCGCAGCUCGCGCAGUACAAUUAUAUAUUCGUGGUGGGAGAGAAAGAGUGUGCGAGCGGGACUGUGAGCGUGAGGACGAGAGCCGGGAAGCAGCUCGGACAGAUAUCACUGCAGGAAGUGAUGCGCUCGCUGACUGAACUCAGACAGACACGCAGCAAUCAGGAGGAGUUUUAAACACUCAACGUGAGGAAGAGAUGCGAACACACUGACAUGAACCAGAGCCCUGGCCACACUUCACAUGUGCUCCGAUCCCUGUGACCUCUGACCCGCAAGUGCUGCCGCCGCAGGAGGGCUUUAUUUAUAAUAAAACAAUCAAUACUUUUAUUA